This is a messenger RNA of Pterocles gutturalis (yellow-throated sandgrouse), 1459 nucleotides long. It is a transcript of the gene BMP10, whose product is annotated as bone morphogenetic protein 10. Lineage: Eukaryota; Metazoa; Chordata; Aves; Pterocliformes; Pteroclidae. The record is from RefSeq and is a predicted model, not a curated record. Gene Ontology annotation, molecular function: growth factor activity; cytokine activity. Bases 18 to 1295 code for a protein of 425 amino acids. Gene Ontology annotation, biological process: BMP signaling pathway; SMAD protein signal transduction. The transcript is spliced from 2 exons. Gene Ontology annotation, cellular component: extracellular region.
GAGGCUAGAGCGAAGCCAUGGAUCCUGUUGUCCCCCAGCUGUGGGCUGUCCUCUGUCUCUUGGUUCACCUUGCCUCUUGCAGUCCCAUCCUGAGCUUGGAGCACUCUUCCUUGGAGGAAGACGUGCCUCUUUUCGACGAGAUUCUCUCCGAGCAGGAUGGUGUUGAUUUCAACACGCUGCUUCAGAAUAUGAAAAACGAGUUUUUGAAGACGUUGAACCUCUCCGACAUUCCCCUGCACGAAACGGCCAAGGUGGACCCCCCAGAGUACAUGCUAGAGCUGUACAACAGGUUUGCCACCGACAGGACCUCUAUGCCAUCCGCAAAUAUUAUCAGGAGCUUCAAAAACGAAGACUUGGCUUCCCACCCUACUGGUGUUACAGGAGUUCGGAAAUACCCUCUUCUGUUCAACGUUUCCAUCCCUCACCAUGAAGAAAUCACCAUGGCAGAGCUGAGGCUCUACACCUUGGUGGAGCGGGACCAAAUGCUCUACGACGGGCUUGACCGCAAGGUCACGAUUUUUGAAGUGCUGGAAAAUAACCAUAUGGGGGUAGGAGAAGAGAGAAAGACAGUGGCACUGGCAUCCAGGCAGAUCUACGGGACGAGCAGCGAGUGGGAGAGCUUCGAGGUCACCGAAGCCAUCCGGCGUUGGCGAAGGGCAGGGCUGACCACGCACCGGCUGGAAGUUCAUAUAGAGAGCAAGGAAGGGGAGGAGCAGAAUGGAGAGGGGAAACUGGACAUCGACAUCAACUCUGAGGCCAAGCACGUGCCCCUGUUGAUUGUGUUCUCUGAUGACCAAAGCAACGACAAAAAGGAGGAGAAGCAAGAGCUCAACGAAAUGAUAGACCACGAGCAGCUCCUGGACCUGGAGAGCCUGGAGGUUGGCAAUUUCCACGGCCAUCCUGGUGAGGAGGCGCUGCUCCAGAUGCGCUCCAACAUCAUUUACGACUCUACUGCCCGAAUCCGGAGGAACGCAAAAGGCAACUACUGUAAAAAGACUCCACUCUACAUAGAUUUCAAGGAGAUUGGCUGGGAUUCCUGGAUCAUCGCCCCGGCGGGAUACGAAGCUUACGAGUGCCACGGAGUGUGCGCCUACCCCUUAACGGAGCACGUCACACCUACGAAACACGCCAUUGUCCAGACUUUGGUUCACCUGAAGAACCCCCAGAAAGCCUCCAAGGCCUGCUGCGUGCCCACCAAACUCGACCCCAUCUCUAUCCUCUAUUUAGAUGCAGGGGUGGUCACCUACAAGUUCAAAUACGAAGGCAUGGUGGUAUCAGAGUGUGGCUGCAGAUAGUAGCGGGGAAUGCAUGCAGGGGAGCGCACAGGGGAAGUAUUUAAUGAUUCUGUAAAUUUGUACAUUUCGGAUUUCCUAUUUAAUAAGGUAAUUUAAUGAGGCAUGUACAGAUAAUUGUAUGUUUCCUGUUACGGGGAAUGGGCAAGUCGUACGACCGUAGGGAA